This is a messenger RNA of Clarias gariepinus (North African catfish), 604 nucleotides long. RefSeq names its product serine protease inhibitor Kazal-type 1-like. NCBI's taxonomy places the organism in Eukaryota, Metazoa, Chordata, Actinopteri, Siluriformes, Clariidae. Gene Ontology annotation, molecular function: protein binding. The coding region runs from base 84 to 338 and encodes 84 amino acids. The transcript is spliced from 4 exons. The record is from RefSeq and is a predicted model, not a curated record.
AUCACCUUACAGAGCCAGGAAACCUUCUCUUCUGAGUCUCUCUCUCACACACACACACACACACACACACACACUCCUCAGUCAUGAAGCUGCUUCUCCUGAUUGGUGUUUCUGUUCUCAUCUGCCUGGAUGCUCUGACGGCUCUGGACGACGCCACACCCAGACAGGCCAAUUGUGAGAACUACAAAACUGACGCGUGUCCGCGCAAUCUAAUGCCAGUGUGUGGUGACAAUGGGAAGACCUACGCAAACGAGUGUCUGCUGUGUGUGGAGAGCAGGAAUCAAACCCAGACCAUCCUGGUGGUGAAGGAUGGAGACUGCAGCGCUGACAAGCCGUAACUGCUGAAUAAAUGAUAGUGUAACAAACGCUGACUUUAGCAGGAGUUUAUGACUUGUUUAUGAGUUUUUUCCCGCUUUCUUUAGACAUUAGAAUGAUUUAAAGCAGGAUUGUUUAUCUUUAUUUAUUUAUUUUUUUGCACAGCAUCUAUGUGCUCAUGUACACACUUUCACAGCUACGGUAUUAAAUAUUACAUUUAAUGUAGAAAUAAUUGUCUCUUUCUGAUGUGUAUUAUUGUUAAUAAAGCAAAACUCUAGAAUUAUAAAUA